GUCGGUGUUCUCUAUUCUUGCUGCAUACUCCUCACAUACAGUUAUACUUAAAAAAUAUAUUAAGUGUCAUUGAUGCAUUAAGGUGUACAAAGAAAAUACUGUGCAAACUAAAUGAAGAGAUAAAUCUGAAAAUCUUAAUCUAAUUCAAAGGUGCGGUACAGGUACCAAUGAAGAUUUUUCUCUGGAGGAAUAUUAAUGUUAUUGUCUAAAUAAAACUAUACGGGACAUCCCUAAUUUCCUAAAAAUACUUUCUGUUGACGGUAAGGCAUAAUUAUUCGUGAAUCCGAAUAUUUAUCAUAAACUAAGAAUCUUUGAAGUAAGCAUAGCUUGUUUGCUAAUUCACGCCGAGAAAAACAAAAUUAAAUAAGAUUUUUAGUUACAAUGGCUGCGGAAACACAGAACUUGUACCCGAACUGCGAUUCGAGUGUUUGGUUGAGAUCCUGCGAAGAGGAAGUCACCGAACCUCUAGACGGAAAUAUUACAGGCACAUUGCCACCUUGGCUUCGUGGUACACUGCUUCGCAACGGGCCGGGAUCUCUGAAGGUCGGAGCGAUGCGAUUCAAACAUUUGUUUGACAGCUCAGCGCUUUUACACAGGUUUGCGAUACACGACGGUAUAGUUACAUACCAAUGUCAGUUUCUCAAGUCCAAUACGCUGAAGAAGAACAGGGCGGCUAACAGGAUUGUCGUCACGGAAUUCGGAACCAAAUCAGUGCACGAUCCGUGUCAUACUAUCUUCGAUAGGGUGGCGGCUAUUUUCAAACCGGGCGACUCCAUGUCGGACAACGCUAUGAUAUCCUUGUACCCGUUCGGGGAUGAAAUAUACGCAUUUACAGAGGGUCCUAUUAUUCAUAGGAUAGAUCCGGUGACUUUGGAUACCCUGGAUCGAAAGAAUAUGACGGACUGCAUCGCUCUUGUCAAUCACACGUCACAUCCGCACGUAAUGCCCAACGGUGACGUUUACAACGUAGGAAUGUCGAUAGUAAAGGGCGGACUCAGGCAUGUCGUGGUGAAAUUUCCUUACACGGAGAAAGGAGACAUGUUCGAGCGCGCCAAAGUUGUGGCGAGUUUGAAACCAAGAUGGCCGCUGCAUCCCGCUUACAUGCAUACGUUUGGCAUAACGGAGAAUUUCUUCAUCAUAGUCGAACAGCCUAUGUCGGUGUCCUUGUGUGGCGUUGUCCGGAACCAACUCGCGAACAAGCCUCUCGCCUCUAGCUUGCACUGGUACCCUAAUCACGAGACGAACAUAGUGCUGCUAAGCAGGAAAGACGGCAAGGAGUGGAAACGGUACCGCACUCAGACCCUCUUCUUCCUUCACAUCAUCAACUGCUUUGAGAAGAACGGGUCAGUGAUAGUGGACCUGUGCGCGUAUAAAGACCCCAAGGCCUUAGAUGCUAUGUACGUCCACGCCAUCGAGACUAUGCAAAGUAACGCUGACUACGCGGAAUGGUUUCGUGGACGACCAAAGAGGCUUGAGCUGCCUCUAGACGCUCCGAGAUUGGCGAAGGUGGUUCCAACUAUACUGGCCGACCUCGGCUGUGAGACUCCGAGGAUACACUAUGACCUUUAUAACGGAAAGCCUUAUAGAUACUUCUACGCUAUCAGUUCGGAUGUGGAUGCAGAAAACCCUGGGACGGUCAUCAAAGCGGACACGGUGACUGGCGUAACGAAGACUUGGUGUGAACCGAACUGCUACCCGAGCGAGCCCGUGUUCGUACCGACCCCGGACGCGAAGAAUGAAGACGACGGCGUGCUGUUGUGCGCGCUCGUGUGGGGGGGCGACCGCGAGCACGAAGUGGCUCUUCUCGUGCUCGACGCACGAACGAUGCUCGAGGUGGCUCGGGCACAGUUUCGCACCCCCUCCCCCGCGCCCAAGUGCUUGCACGGCUGGUUUCUCCCACAAACUACUAAUAUUUAGUCUUAAAAUAGUCGCGUACAUGUCUGUGUUUUUUCCCCCCACCUAUUCGCUGGUAGCCUAACCGGCUAUAAGCGGAUUGGUAGGUGAGCUAGGCAGUAAUGGUAGGCAGCGGCUUGGCUCUGCUCCUGGUAUUGCAGACGUCCAUGAGCGACGGUAACCACUUACCAUCAGGUGGGUCGUAUGCUCGUCUGCCUGCUCGGGCAAUAAAAAAA
This is a messenger RNA of Bombyx mori (domestic silkworm), 2129 nucleotides long. It is a transcript of the gene ninaB, whose product is annotated as beta,beta-carotene 15,15'-monooxygenase-like. Lineage: Eukaryota; Metazoa; Arthropoda; Insecta; Lepidoptera; Bombycidae. Gene Ontology annotation, biological process: retinal metabolic process; carotene catabolic process. Gene Ontology annotation, molecular function: carotenoid dioxygenase activity; beta-carotene 15,15'-dioxygenase activity. The record is from RefSeq and is marked provisional.